AUGGAACAGAAACUACUCGAUUCGGCAAAAAGGCACUUGACUCUGCUCGACACUACCAUAUAUGAAGUCAACCAGUUCAUCCAAGCUCUACAAGCGAAAUCUAGAUCUACAUCUGGUCUACCAACUUUCUUACGCACAUUGGAACGGGAAAAUGCAACAUUAUCCAACAUUGUCACUGAACUAUCAGUCUCAAGUACAAGUCUUGAUGAUUUGCAUCUCACAAAACGAGAACAGAAGCUUGAUUCGAGCGUCACUACAACGACGCAGGGUAUCGCUCAGUGGAACCGUCUAAAGAAAAGCCAUAGCUUCGUUGCUAUAAAUCAGUCCUUUCAAGGCUCGUCAAAAGAUUUGCGAAAACAGGAGAUCCAAAAACGACAGGUCUCGGGGCAGGAGAAACACAAUCUGCACCGACUCCUAAAGGAACAAGCUCGUGUUGAGGUCGAUGUUGUUCAAGAAGGACGACAAUGGAUUGCUGCUAAAGCCAUCUCUCGCGAUAGACUCGCUCGCCAGUUGAACGAUUGCGGUUGGGGAUGGGGUGACCAUGAACUCGGUGAUGAAGUCGACCGUGAUGAGUGGGAGGAUACCCCAUUGGCAAAAUACGUACAACGGCUGGUAAAUGCUGCAAGAAUGAAUCGUCAUGAAUACAGAUUCCCUCAAAUACGUCUGGUUCUGACUGGUCUUAGUCGAGGUGAAAGGGAGCUUGACAUAGUCCUUGAUCAACUAGAACACAUUGAUCCACUCGUCAAAGUCAUCAUCGAGGAUCAGGACAGCGACUUUGCCGCAGCAUCGCCUCCUCCGCUUGACGAAGCUAUUGACAAUCUUGUUGGCAAUGAGCUUGCAUCACUCACAUCCACCAUCAACCUUGAUCACACCAUCCUCAUCGAUCUUAUUUCUGACUUGACUCAUCUCAGACUUGAGCCCCAACCGUGGCAGUCGCGUACGACGCGUGCCCAGAUAGACGAAGAGAACGCUCAUGAAGGGGGUCUCAUGUCUCGUGUGUUAUACCCUGUGUUAGCAGGCCGCAAGCUCGUAUGUACCCGUGAAGCAGCGGAUCAUUUUCACGAUGUACUACGAACUGUUGGCACCGAGACUGAGCGUGAGCGAGGGGGAUUAUUGGUACCAUGGGGUGAUGAUAUAAAACAACCGUCUUCGGACCUCACGCGGCAGCGUUUUCAGCAACUCACCAUUUACCCCUUACCACCUGAUAUUCAGAUACCUGUUUCUGUAAUCGAUGAAGCAUGGGAUAUGCAAGCUAUCGACUGUGGCAUAUCCGACGGACGCCUUCCUCGGGUCGCCCAUGGCGUGGCUUUGAGUAGCGGCUUCAAGAGCUCUAAGCUGUCUAUCUUCAUGUAUGGGUGGGCGGCUGGGCUGACUACUGUGACGAGCAACAAGGAAGUCCGAGGGCAAAUCCGAACUUGGGUGGAGGCGCAUCGCAAAAGUGAUGAAGAAACUGGGCCUCAGAUAUUUCGAUUGGAAGUGACGAGGAACCUAUUGGCCAAAGCUGCAAAGCCCAGAGAGGGAAGGCAAGAGAAGGAUGAGGCUGAUGGUGAUGAUGAUGAAUCAUGA
Fusarium musae is the source of this 1566-nucleotide messenger RNA. RefSeq lists its product as uncharacterized. The coding region runs from base 1 to 1566 and encodes 521 amino acids. Lineage: Eukaryota; Fungi; Ascomycota; Sordariomycetes; Hypocreales; Nectriaceae. The record is from RefSeq and is a predicted model, not a curated record. The transcript has a single exon.